Molecule: messenger RNA, 7776 nt
Organism: Osmerus eperlanus (European smelt)
Lineage: Eukaryota; Metazoa; Chordata; Actinopteri; Osmeriformes; Osmeridae
Gene: unc13bb
Product: unc-13 homolog Bb (C. elegans)
Exons: 41
Coding region: 202-5079 (1625 amino acids)
Biological process (GO): synaptic vesicle maturation; synaptic vesicle priming; presynaptic dense core vesicle exocytosis
Cellular component (GO): terminal bouton; synaptic vesicle membrane; presynaptic active zone cytoplasmic component
Molecular function (GO): syntaxin-1 binding; calmodulin binding; calcium ion binding
Source: RefSeq, a predicted model, not a curated record
UUAUGGCGUGCCCGUGGCAGGGGGCUAUAGCUCUCUGCCGAACAUUUGUGUCGCCUUCUCCAUCGUCUCAAGUCCACUAGUGAAGCGAGAAGUUGUAAAAGUUGUCAGAGUAUAAAUUUGAGAUGUUACCGAACGGACUACACAUAUUGUGAGACGCUUUGCCAAUAUUGAAACCAGGACUGUCACUGGAAAGCUUUGGCCAUGUCUCUGCUAUGUGUUCGAGUGAAAAAAGCCAAACUCCACGGAUCCUCAGAUAAGUACAACUCCUACGUGACGCUGAAGGUGCAGAAUGUCAAGAGCACCACCAUCACGGUGCGAGGAGACAAGCCCUGCUGGGAGCAGGACUUCAUGUUUGAGAUCAACAACUUGGACCUGGGGCUCGUCGUGGAGGUGUGGAACAAGGGCCUCAUCUGGGACACCAUGCUGGGGACCACCUGGAUGCCCCUCAAGCACAUCCACCAUUCAGAGGAGGAGGGCUCGGGGGAGUGGACCGCGCUGGACGCCGAGGUUCUGAUGAAGGCAGACGAGAUCUACGGCACCAAGAACCAGACGCCCCACCAUCUCCUGCUGGACACGCGCUUCGAGCUGCCUUUCGACAUCCCAGAGGAUGAGGCUCAGUAUUGGACCCGCAAGCUGGAUCACAUCAACACCAUGGGGAUCCACGACGAGGACGAGGUCCAUGGUCGCCCUCUUCCGUUUGCUCCCUCCCAGUGCUCCCUGACAGAUGACCUGGAUGACAGGGACAGCGAUUACCGCAGUGAGACCAGUAACAGCCUGCCCCCUCGUUACCACACCACCGCCCAGCCCAACUCCUCCGUGCACCAGUACCCCCUGGGCCCCGGCCCUCGGAGCCACGCAGACUCUUGCGCUGACUCCAUGCACAGCUUCGACAUGGGGGAGCAUCGAGGGAACAGUCCGGUGGAAAGUAGUCGCUUCGGGUCAUCGGGAAACCUCAGCCAGAUCAGCUCUCAGCUUAGCGAGACGGGUCAGGAGAGCGCAGGAGGCUCGGAGCUGGAACAGUCUUUCCAUUCCUAUCACAGCUCUGGGUUGCGCUCCUCCGCCAACGGGCAGCCUCCUACCAAUGGACACCUGCCCAGCAACGGUCAUUCAGCUCUUGGGAAGGAAGAAAUGCGCAAAGCCUCUCCGGAAAUGGGCAAGGGCUUGAAUGGUUCCAUGAAGAAGGAAACCCUGGUCGAGAAAAAGUCCAACAAACUACUACAGAGGUUUGAAGAGGGUGGAUCUCCAUUGCCCUUCUCCCCGUCUCGAGUACGCUGGCUGAAGGCCAUCAAUAAAGUCAGGGUUCAGCUCCGGGAGGUUCGUGAUGAAGGACCCAACGCCAGACAAGCCUGGGUCAAACCGGGCGGAGGAAGCGGGAUGUUCGGGAUCGACAGCAUGCCGGACCUACGCAAGAGGAAGCCCAUCCCCCUGGUCAGCGAAGUGUCUCUGGUCCAGGCCAGGAAGGCCGGCAUCAGUUCCGCCAUGGCUGCUCGCUCCUCCAUCAAGGACGAAGAACUGAAGAACCACGUCUACAAGAAAACCCUGCAGGCUCUCAUCUACCCCAUCUCCUGCACCACGCCCCACAACUUCGAGGUGUGGACAGCCACCACGCCCACCUACUGCUAUGAGUGCGAGGGCCUGCUGUGGGGCAUCGCCCGCCAGGGCAUGCGCUGCUCCGAGUGCGGGGUCAAAUGUCACGAGAAGUGCCAGGAGCUGCUCAACGCCGACUGCCUGCAGCGUGCUGCGGAGAAGAGCUCAAAGCAUGGGGCUGAGGAUCGGACCCAGAACAUCAUCAUGGCCAUGAAGGACCGGAUGAAGAUCAGGGAGAGGAACAAGCCGGAGAUCUUCGACGUCAUCCGAGACGUGUUCGUCAUCAGUAAGGCCAUCCAUGCCCAGCAGAUGAAAACCAUCAAGCAAAGUGUGCUGGACGGGACCUCCAAGUGGUCUGCUAAGAUCACCAUAACAGUGCUGUGUGCCCAGGGGCUCCAGGCCAAGGACAAGACGGGCUCCAGUGACCCCUACGUCACCGUCCAGGUGGGCAAGACCAAACGCAGGACCAAGACCAUCUACGGAAACCUCAACCCCGUCUGGGAGGAGAAGUUCCACUUUGAGUGUCACAACUCUUCGGACCGCAUCAAGGUGCGUGUCUGGGACGAGGACGACGACAUCAAGUCCCGCGUGAAGCAGCGUCUGAAGAGGGAGUCCGAUGACUUCCUGGGCCAGAGCAUCAUCGAGGUGCGCACGCUCAGCGGAGAGAUGGACGUCUGGUACAACCUGGAGAAAAGGACAGACAAGUCUGCUGUUUCCGGAGCCAUCCGUCUGCAGAUCAGUGUGGAGAUCAAGGGAGAGGAGAAGGUGGCCCCUUACCAUGUCCAGUACACCUGUCUGCAUGAGGUAAACACCUGUAACCAUCUCCUGUACACCUGCAUGCAUGAGGUAAACACCUGUAACCAUCUCCUGUACACCUGCCUGCAUGAGAAUCUGUUCCACCACUCGACGGACGUGCUGGGCAUGGUGAGGAUCCCAGAGGCCAAGGGGGACGAAGCCUGGAAGGUCUACUUCGACGAGGUGGCCCAGGAGAUCGUGGACGAGUUUGCCAUGCGCUAUGGCAUCGAGUCGAUCUACCAGGCCAUGACGCAUUUCGCCUGCCUGUCGUCAAAGUACAUGUGUCCCAGCGUGCCCGCUGUGAUGAGCACCCUGCUGGCCAACAUCAACGCUUUCUACGCCCACACCACCGCCUCCACCAACGUCUCCGCCUCCGACCGCUUCGCCGCCACCAACUUCGGGAAAGAGCGCUUCGUCAAGCUUCUGGAUCAACUGCACAACUCGCUGCGCAUUGACCUGUCUACGUACAGGAACAACUUCCCUGCCAGCAAUAAGGAACGUCUUCAGGACCUCAAGUCCACUGUGGACCUCCUGACCAGCAUCACCUUCUUCAGGAUGAAGGUUCAGGAACUGCAGUCCCCUCCUCGGGCCAGUCAGGUGGUGAGGGACUGCGUCAAGGCCUGCCUCAACUCCACCUACGACUACAUCUUCAACAACUGCCAGGAGCUGUACAGCCGCCAGUACCAACCGCUGGACUCUAACAAGGAGGAAGUUCCUCUGGAGGAGCAGGGCCCCAGCAUCAAGAACCUGGACUUCUGGCCCAAGCUCAUCACCCUCAUCGUCUCCAUCAUCGACGAGGACAGGAACUCCUACACACCUGUCCUCAACCAGUUUCCCCAGGAGCUGAACGUGGGGAAGGUGUGUGCCGAGGUGAUGUGGACGCUGUUCGCCCAGGACAUGAAGUACGCCAUGGAGGUCAUGGAUAACGUUGACCACUACCAAUGGCUCCAGGCCCCCUCCACGUUCAGCCGGCGUGGGCAGACCUUCUACGCCGAGCAUGAGAAGCAGCGUCUGUGUAAGAGCGCCGACUAUAUGAACCUGCACUUCAAGGUCAAGUGGCUCUACAACGAGUACGUGAAAGACCUGCCCAGCUUCAAAGGAGUCAUCCCAGACUACCCAUCGUGGUUCCUCCAGUUCGUGCUGCAGUGGCUGGACGAGAACGAGGAUGUGUCCAUGGAGUUCAUGCAUGGAGCCCUGGAGAGAGACAAGAAGGAUGGAUUCCAGCAGACGUCGGAGCACGCUCUGUUCUCCUGCUCCGUGGUGGACGUGUUCACACAGCUCAACCAGAGCUUCGAGAUCAUCAAGAAGCUGGACUGCCCCGACCCCAAGGUCAUGGCUCACUACAGCCGCCGCUUCGCCAAGACUAUUGCCAAAGUUCUUCUGCAGUACAGUGCCAUUCUCACCAAGAGCUUCCCUGCCUACUGUGACAAAGAGAAGAUGCCCUGUGUUUUGAUGAACAACGUGCAGCAGUUGAGGAUCCAGCUGGAGAAGAUGUUUGAGUCCAUGGGUGCCAAACAGCUGGACUCCGAGGCUAGCGACCUCCUGAACGAGCUGCAGGUCAAACUGAACACUGUGCUGGAGGAGCUGAGCAGCACGUUUGGAAACAGUUUUCAGAGUCGUAUUGAUGACUGCAUGAGGCAAAUGGCCUCCCUGCUGUACCAGAUUAAAGGGCCCGUCAACGCCAGCGGGCACAACGCGGUGGAGGCCGACGCCGACAACAUGCUGCGGCCUCUCAUGGAGUUCCUGGACGGGAAGCUGAUGCUGUUCGCCACGGCGUGCGAGAAGACGGUCCUGAAGAGGGUGCUGAAGGAGCUGUGGAGGAUCGUGAUGAACAGCCUGGAGAAGACCAUUGUCCUGCCCAAGGGCAACGACACCUUCGGUGCUCAGUUCCUGUCUGCUGCCAAGGAGCUGGGCCAGCUCUCCAAACUCAAGGAUCACAUGGCAGGAGAGGCCAAAAGCCUGAGCCCCAAGCAGUGUGCUGUAAUGGACGUGGCUCUGGACACCAUCAAGCAAUACUUCCACGCCGGAGGGAACGGGCUGAAGAAGACCUUCCUGGAGAAGAGUCCGGCGCUGUCCUCCCUGCGCCACGCCCUGUCCCUCUACACCCAGACCACCGACACGCUCAUCAAGACCUUCGUCACCACGCAACACGCUCAGGGCUCAGGAAUCGACAAGACCAUAGGAGAGGUGUCCAUACAGAUCGACCUGUUCACCCACCCUAGCACUGGAGAACACAAGGUCACGGUCAAAGUGGUGGAGGCCAACGACCUGAAGUGGCAGACGUCUGGAAUGUUCCGACCCUUCUGUGAGGUCACAAUGAUCGGACCGCAUCUCAGCGACAAGAAACGCAAGUUCACCACCAAGUCCAAGAACAACAGCUGGGCGCCCAAGUUCAACGAGACCUUCCACUUUAUCCUCGGCAACCAGGACGGCUUCGACUGCUACGAGCUGCAGGUCUGCGUGAAGGACUACUGCUUCGGCCGCGCCGACCGCGUGGUGGGCGCGGCCGUGAUGCAGCUCCGCGCCGUCGCCGACAAGGGCGGCUCGGCGUGCUGGCUCCCGCUGGGCCCCCGCAUCGCCAUGGACGACACCGGCCUCACCGCCUUGCGGAUCCUCUCCCAACGCUCCAACGACGAGGUCGCCAAGGAGUUCGUACGCCUCAAGUCGGAGGCGCGCUCAGCCGAGGAGGGGAGAUGAGGCCCGGGUGGAGGAGGAGGAGGAGGAGGAUGGUGGUGCAUGAUGGGUACGGUCUGAAGACUAGAGGGGAGGUCGGGAGAGGUCGGGAGAGGUCGGGAGAGGUCGGGAGAGGUCGGGAGAGGUCGGGAGAGGUCGGCAGAGGUCGGCAGAGGUCGGCAGAGGUCGGGAGAGGUCGGGAGAGGUCGGGAGAGGUCGGGAGAGGUCGGGAGAGGUCGGGAGAGGUCGGGAGAGGUCGGGAGAGGUCGGCAGAGGUCGGCAGAGGUCGGCAGAGGUCGCCGCAUGACAGACUUGUGUCCUUGCUUGGCUGGCGAAGCGAAGCUCGGGACUGUGGAUGUUUCUAGACUGUCGAGCGACAUGUCUCACCAGCACACACACACACACACGCACGCAGAAGCCUGGGUGGUCUGUCACAACACACUACUCACACACUCUCAUCCUUCUCACCUUCGAUCGUAGACUUGCGAUUUUCUCGAUACCCACUCACUCACUCACAAUCACUCACUCACCCCAGUCACCUAAUCAACCAAUCACAAUCACUUACUCACCCCAGUCACCUAAUCAACCAAUCACAAUCACUUACUCACCCCAGUCACCUAAUCAACCAAUCACAAUCACUUACUCACCCCAGUCACCUAAUCAACCAAUCACAAUCACUUACUCACCCCAGUCACCUAAUCAACCAAUCACAAUCACCUACUCACUCGGUGGUGAGUGACACCUUUCCUGCCCCCCCUCCCCGGUGCUGAGGAUCCAGGAUAUGUAGGUGAUCCAGGGUCCUACUCCCCUCCCUCCUCCAGUGUUGAUGUGCAAUAUCCAGACUCUGGCCGUGUUGAAUGCCCUUACACUCUGGAAGCUGUGGACGUGUGGAAGUUUAGACACGAACCGUCCCUGACGGUUGGUAGCUUAUUUCAGUCGUUACUUUAGCUGUGGUGAGUAUGUGGAGGAUGGGGGGUUCGUAGCUGUAGGUCAGACUGCCUCCUGGGUAGUAGUGAGUGGGUCUCCGUAGAUGUGCUAGUCCCACAUCUGGUUUAGUUUCAUUUGAGUUCCAUAGCCUGCCCGGUGUCCAGUUCCUCAGUGUUCGGAAAGGUGUUGGGUCCGGGCGUGAGGCAGGCGGAGGGUCUCGUGAGGCGUUUCCGCCGUCUGCUGAAAGCGUUGCUUUUACAUCUGAAGUGAAUUUGAGGUACGUACACAACGGAAACGCUCACAGUAGAUGAGGUUGUCGGUUCAAUUAAAGUGUGCCUUUUUCAAGGUUCGGGCUUUGUUCGUAAACCCCUCGUAACAUUGAGAGUUCGGAUGACUUUUAGAACCUUUUAGAACAAUUUGAUUACUGCUGUCAUGUUACUGUUAUUCGUAUACAUGGUCAUUCCCAUCCUUACCAAAGGGCUAUCUUCUACCAUGAGGAAGAGAGAGUCUUGCAGCAUGGGUAGAUAUGCUGUAGGGAGGCACUUUGUAAUCAGGAUCUCAGCUCGACACAGAUCAACAGCUAUCACAGGACCAAAUCAUGGAUGAAACUAUGUCUUUUCACACGCCAAAUGAAUCAGUCAUGUACCAGAGAGCUGUUUUUCACCAACAUUUAUCCAUAUUAUUGAAUACACCUGAUCAGGACUUACUAGGAAUGCUAACAUGGCCAAACCUUGAUGAUGUAGCCAAUUUAUUUAAAUGUUUUUAAUCUUAUUUAUAUUGUGGGGGUUUACUGUUGGGUGCAGUUAGAGCUGCUGGAAGGCGGACCACCUGGUUCUUCUUCUCUGGUUGAAGAGUCGACAGGAAGCAGACGGUCUUCUUCUCUGAGAACAUUCUGGUAGCCCAGGGUUCACAACUUCCCCAGCUAGCGUUAGUUUCUCGUACCUCUGAGUGGCCUUACUGGUUAACGUAGGAAAUGUGUGUAUACGUUUUUUUUACCCUCCGAUGCGUGUGACGGGGUUGUUCGGUUUGCCCACACUAGAACGUGUCAGACUUAGGUUUUCAAACUGAUUCUCCUGUUUUUUGUUGUUGUUUUUUUUGCCAUUUUGUAUUUGGAGUUUUUGUCUUUGUAUCAAAGGAUUUGUUUUUAAAUCUCUUGUUUGUGUUGGUCCGUCCUAAUGUGAUUUUAUUCUUGUUUGUCGUUCUGUUUUUAGUUUUCAUAAUUUUUUUUUCUUUGUUUGAUUCCUUUUGUCGGCUCUUCUCUGGUGUACUGUUAAGAGACGGAUAAAUCGGCAUGUAUGACAGCGAACCAGUCGUCCAAAAUGGAAGAAAAUGUUUAAAACAAUGAUGUCUUCACAACUUUAACUGCUGUGUUGUUCACUUCGCAAGGAGACCACAACCCAAAUGAAAACACUGCUUCAUCCGAAAGGCUCCGUACCCACCUGAGAAUACAAAACAUACUCUCAGUCUUCUGCUGGUUGAUAGCAGGGUGGAGAAAUGGCUAUUUCGAAGAGGAUAUUACCACUUUUAAUGUUUAUGUUCCCUGUGCCAAGCUGUGCAAGUGUUCACUUUUAACAUUUUUUUGUUUAUCCUUUUGUUUAAUUUUGUUUCGUUUUUUACUCGUGAACCCUUGCACUAUUUCAAAAUCACUACAAUAGUUAGCACGUAUUGUAUAACAGUGAAAGUAACUGGAUUUUUAUUGUGAAGUUUUAUUUGUAUUUUUAUUUGUAAAUUGUAUUGAUCAUUAAAAUGUAACACACUCAAAAUCGUUUUGUAUAAAGUAUUGAAGAAAUAUCA